AUGCAGGCCUGCGACCGGUGUCAUGCACGGAAGACGCGCUGCGAUCGCCAGCUUCCGCAAUGUAGUGCUUGCAGGAAAGCUGGCACCCCUUGCCUCCAUGCCGACAAGCUUCGACAACGCAGCAUGCCACGCGGCUAUGUCGAUGGCAUCGAGGCGAGGGUUCAGCAACUCACGGCUGAGAACAUUCAGCUCCGGCAGCAGCUCCACCGCGCCUCACUGUCUUCUCAGGAGAAAGAGAUAGACUCGACCAACAACAAAACGGGACCAUCCGGCGCGACCGCAGGCGCUCCUCCUAGCAUAAACAAUACACAGCAAAAGACUGGAAAGAGCACAGACUCUACAUGUAAUACUCCUGCUGACAACAUCAUCGCGGUCGAGAUGGGACAUCUAUCCCUGGUCGCCACUGGUGAAACCCGGUACCUGGGCUCUGGUAGCGGUAUGGGUCUCGCCAAUAUGAUUAGCAGCGCCAUAAGCACACAGAGCCGCAUGAUUCUGCCAGCAGAAUGCUCGCUAUCCGAUACACCCAGUCCUAGCGGCGCUCCUGAAGGUGCCACGGACUCGCACCGCCCCUCUCUCGCAGAUGCCAAACCUCUUGUUGACGCCUACUUCCAGCAUGCACAUAUUACAUUCCCUUUGCUGCAUAGACCGAGCUUCAUGGGAACCGUCGAGAAGAUCUACGCAGAGCCUGGGUACUACGAGAGCCAUGCUUCUGAAGCUUUCACCUUUGAUAUGGUCCUUGCUAUCGGGAGCUCCAAUUUCAAUAGACUGGAUGAGCCGACAACCAGUGCAUCUACGUUUUAUGCCAUUGCUCUUUCCAAGGUGCAGCGAGUCAUGGCUAUGGACGGUCUGACAGUUCUCAAAGCCAUAUUGCUCGUGUCUCAGCACGGAAUAUUUAGCAACCUCCGAGACACCGGCGCAAGUAUAUGGCACUUGAUUGGGAUUGGAGCCCGACUAUGUUUUGAACAGGGGCUACAUCUUGAGCAAGGAAAGCUAAGUGGCGGGACCUGGCAUAGGUCUGACACCGUGACAUUUGCAGAUGAGAUGAAGAAGAGAUGUUUUUGGUGUUUGUAUAACCUGGACAGAAUCGUUGCUGUUACACUCGGACGACCAUUAGCCAUUCACGACGAAGAUAUAGAUGUGUCGCUGCCCUCCCACUUGGACGAUGACCAGCUGUCUAUCGAACAUCAUGUUGAGGUUAAUAUAAAUCCCGAUAGGCCGACACAGCUAUCCCCGUUCCUCCAUUUGAUUCGCAUUAGACGUUUAUCCGGGCAGAUACUGAACACAUUUUACAACCGUAAGCACCGUCGAUCAAUCUCCAUUGAGGAGAAGAUGCAAGUACGCAUGCGCUUCCAUCGUGAAAUUGUCGCCUGGAAAGCCGACACGAAACUUUUACACCUCACCAGUAGAAACCGAGAUCAAACUUACGUAUCAAGCUUUUUGACAGAAGAGUGGUAUAAUGCUGUCUAUAACAACGCUAUGCUGCUAUUAUACAGACCGUCACCGUAUCUGCCGCAUCCAACCACUAGUCUUGGACCAAAUAACGAAGAAGCCGAAUUGAUUGUCUUGCUCAAUACUGCAAAGGCAUCUAUAGAGUCAUACAGCACUCUUCGUUCAUUGAGAAGACUUAACUACUCAUGGAUUACUCUUCAUGGGGUCUUCCUUGCCGGCGUAGCCUAUAUCUACAGUUUGGGAAGAUUGAUACGCGAUCCGGCACAACGGGGCUCGAUACCAGAGAUAAUAAGCAUCGUCGAGGUUACGCGUGCAUGUUCGAACGUCUUAGUCGCUAUUUGUGAGCGUUGGAAUGUUUCUCGUCGUUCAUGCGAUUUAUUCGAUAAGCUGAGCAACACAGUCAUUAUGGAGAGCAUGGCUGCCACUUCAGGGUCACGAUACAAUGAAGGUCACUCAGAAAGUGGCUCAAGAACGGACUCUACAUAUAACCCUCUAGAUUCGCAGCGGUUACCUUCUGAUAGUAAUGCAGACUCCGCGGCAUAUCGCUCGUUACUUGAGGAAGAUACCUUCGGAUCGACUCCUAUGCUUGACCAGAUUUUUUCCAUGGAGGAAUUUCGCCAGGAUGCCCCGACAUUCGACUUCGCUUCUGGCAGAGAAAGCUCUUAUUCAAACGAGCCGAGGUCAAGCUUUGCUCAAGAUUGGCCGUUCGAGACUUCAAUUGAUGAGCAAAGCGGCUUCAACUAUUCAAUGCAUGAUGAUGUUGCUCAGGGACGUACCAAUUGAACAGGUCUGUGAUAGGCGUCGAUCCUGAAGAUGGAGUCCAGUAGUGGCACUGCUAUUGCCUGGGCUCUGAAGAUGUAUUGCUAUCUG
Aaosphaeria arxii CBS 175.79 is the source of this 2319-nucleotide messenger RNA. RefSeq lists its product as uncharacterized. The transcript is spliced from 2 exons. The record is from RefSeq and is a predicted model, not a curated record. Bases 1 to 2232 code for a protein of 743 amino acids. Gene Ontology annotation, molecular function: DNA-binding transcription factor activity, RNA polymerase II-specific; zinc ion binding; sequence-specific DNA binding. Gene Ontology annotation, biological process: positive regulation of transcription by RNA polymerase II; DNA-templated transcription. NCBI's taxonomy places the organism in Eukaryota, Fungi, Ascomycota, Dothideomycetes, Pleosporales.